Molecule: messenger RNA, 4065 nt
Organism: Phycodurus eques (leafy seadragon)
Lineage: Eukaryota; Metazoa; Chordata; Actinopteri; Syngnathiformes; Syngnathidae
Gene: lrch3
Product: leucine-rich repeats and calponin homology (CH) domain containing 3
Exons: 18
Coding region: 53-2308 (751 amino acids)
Molecular function (GO): protein binding
Source: RefSeq, a predicted model, not a curated record
GAGUUAGCAUUAGCAUUCGCACAGUGUGCGCGAAGCAAGCAACCGGAGUGUAAUGGCGGCCUCGGUGUUGUUGGGCUCUGCGGACAACACCGGAAUCAGCUUCACGGGCGGCGGCGGCGGUACCGACGCGGGGAACAACGUCCUCGUCGCUGGUAACAACGGCCUGGGGGCGUCGGCGGCGGGCCCGGUGCCGUGGAACCGCUCUCUGGACCGGGCUCUUGACGAAGCCUCGGCCACCGGGUGUCUGAACCUCAGCGGCAGGAAGCUCAAGGAGUUCCCCCGCGGCGCCGCCAACCACGACCUGACCGACACCACCCGGACCGACUUAUCUCGGAACCGCCUGUCCGAUCUUCCGGUGGAGGUGUGUCUCCUGGUGUCGCUGGAAAGUUUGAACGUCUACCAGAAUUGUUUGAGGUCUCUACCCGAUCACAUGAUCAACCUGCAGGCCCUUACCUACCUGAACCUCAGCCGCAACCAGCUGUCUGCGCUGCCGGUGGUGCUGUGCGGUCUCCCGCUGAAGGUUCUGAUCGCGUGCAACAACAAGCUGGGGGCUCUGCCUCAGGAAGUGGGUCAGCUGAGGCACCUGACGGAGCUGGAUGUCAGCUGCAACGAGAUCAGGACGCUGCCUUCUCAGAUCGGCCAGCUGGAGGCGCUAAGAGACCUGAACAUCAGGCGGAACCACCUGGUUGCCCUUCCUACAGAGCUGGCCGAGUUGCCUCUGGUGCGUCUGGACUUCUCGUGCAACAAGGUGACGUCCAUCCCGCUGUGCUACACGCGCCUGUCGCAGCUGCACACCAUGGUGCUGGACAACAACCCGCUGCACACACCGCCCGCUCAGAUUUGCAUAAAGGGCAAAGUUCACAUCUUCAAGUUCCUCAACAUGGAGGCCACUAAGAUGACCCCUGACCUCCCAGAAUAUGACAGACAACCUUUAAACUUCGGCUCCUGGUCUGAACUCAUCACGUAUCCACGCACGCUCUGUCAUCAGUCGCUCACAUACGACGACUUUCUUUGGGCGCUGCAAAAGGAGUCUCAUUUGCUGCUGCGUGUACGUGUGUGUGCGUGCGCGUGCGUGUGUGUUAGCGUUGAUGAGCUGUAUCCCGGUCGGCCAUACGGAGCGUUGGAUUCAGGCUUCAACAGUGUGGACAGCGGCGACAAAAGAUGGUCAGGAAAUGAGGAGUCGUCUGAGGUUCCUGCUCGCUUGCCGGACGUCCACAAAGAGUGGAAGCGUGCGGGGGCGGGGCCCCCCCUGCUGGCCAACGGGACACACGAGCUGGAGCAGAUCGACUUCAUCGACGGCGUUGGCGAGGAGGAAGAGGAAGAGAGGAAGAGAGUGGGAGGAGGAGGAGCGGGAGACCGGGCCAGCCUCAGCUCGCAGUUCAUGGCCUACAUCGAGAGACGCAUCAGCAACACGUUUUUGUCGUUUUUUGUUUGUUUGUUUGUUCAGGUUUCUCCGGGUAAAGCCAGUGUAUCCAGAACAGACGACUCCAGACAGAGACAGAGCAGGAGCGUUUCGAACGGUGCCACAGCGCCACCUAGCAGCCAGAUUCAGCGAGGCGUGGAGCGGGUGAGACGAGAGGCUCAGCUGGCCGCCCUCAGGUACGACGAGGAGAGACACAAGACACGCCCCCUGCAGGGAGACGCCAAGAAGAUCUACCCCUUCAGACGCUCUACCCACACAGAUGACUCCGCCCUCUUCAUGCAGGGCGAAGAGCGAGGCGGCCCUUCGCAGAGCGCCAAUCCCUGCCACCCUGACCCGGCGGACGCCGCGUCCUAUCGUGGCACCGGCGUGCGCCCGGAGAGCUUCCUGUAUCGCCUCGGUCAGCGGGAAGAAAAGAGGAGAGGGGACGCCGUCGCCCCUCGGCAGACGCUUGACGAGGCACCGGCCGCGGCCACCGAGAUGGGACACGACGCGCAGCUGGCGGAGCGGCUCAGGAAGGACAUCGAGGCCCGGCUGAAGGUUUCGUUGCCUAGUGACCUACGCGCGGCGCUCACUGACGGUGUGGUCUUGUGUCACCUGGCCAAUCACGUGCGCCCGAGAUCGGUACCCAGCAUACAUGUCCCAUCCCCCGCCGUGCCUAAACUGACCAUGGCCAAAUGUCGGAGGAACGUGGAGAACUUCCUGGAGGCGUGUCGCAGGAUGGGCGUGUCUCAGAGCGACUUGUGUCUCCCUCUUCACAUCCUGGAGGAACAAGGGCUCCCCCAGGUGGCCGCCACCAUCAGCGCGCUGCUCCGCUUGGCCCCGCCCAGACACGGUGUCACCACGACGACCACCACGACCUCGUCCGGAGCGUCGUCCGGCGUGUAAUCGCCGUGCAGCCGCAUAAGCACGUGAAGAUCCGCCAUCUUUAGACACGCCCGUUAACAUUAGCAUCUCACAACAUCAACACACCGGCAACGUUGCAGAAGUUUUUGUACAUAUAUUUUUCUUUAUUUAGGCGGCACGGUGUGCGACUGGUUAGAGCGUCUGCCUCACAGUUCUGAGGACCGGGGUUCAAUCCCCGGCCCCGCCUGUGUGGAGUUUGCAUGUUCUCCCCGUGCCUGCGUGGGGCACUCCGGUUUCCUCCCACAUUCCAAAAACAUGCAUGGUAGGUUAAUUGACAACUCUAAAUUGCCCGUAGGUGUGAAUGUGAGUGCGACUGGUUGUUUGUUUGUAUGUGCCCUGCGAUUGGCUGGCAACCAGUUUAGGGUGUACCCCGCCUCCUGCCCGAUGACAGCUGGGAUAGGCUCCAGCACGCCCGCGACCCUAGUGAAGAGAAGUGGCUCAGAAAAUGGAUGGAUGGAUAUUUUUUAUUUAACUUAACACUUGUGUACGGGAGAUCACAUAAGCAACAACAUGACAUCAUGACGGAUAUGAUGUCACAUGACGUUCACAAUAAGCUACGCUCAUUUGUAUUUAUUUUACCUGCUAACAGCGCUAACACUAAUGAUGGUAAAUGUUGGAUAUUUGCUGAUGUUUAUUAGCAAUUAGUGUGGGCGAAAAAAAACAAUUAGCAAAGAAUAGUCAAGUUUUGGUGUUGACAGAUGUAUUGAUUGAUAUAUUUGAGAUCAUCUGUAUGAUGAAUGGGCGGCACGGUGACCGACUGGUUAGCACAUCUGCCUCAACAGUUCUGAGGAUCUCGCCUAUGUGGAGUUUGCAUGCUCUCCCCAUGCCUGCGUGGGUUUUCUCUGAGUACUGUGGUUUCUUCCAACAUCCCAAAAACAGGCUGGGUUGGUUAAUUGAUUCCUCUAAAUUGCCGGUAGGUGUGAAUGUGAGUGCGAAUGGAUGGUUGUUUCUAUGUGCCCUGCGAUUGGCCGGCGACCACUUCAGGGUGUAUCCCACCUCUUGCGCAAAGAUAGCUAGAAUAGGCUCCAGCACGCCCGUGAGAAGCGGUAUGGAAGAUGGAUGGAUGUACGAUAAUAUCAAUAUCAAACCGUUAGCCUCAGGUAAUGCAGCUAAUGUGAUAUCCCCAACUAACCAGACAAAAACCGUUGAAAUGUAUUUUAACUUUGAACUGAUUGUUAAUGUACCAACGUGGCGAAGUGAGGGCCCUAACACAUGCUAUGCUAAAGAUGCGGAUCUGUCGCGUUGUUGUGUGUCGCCAUCACAUGUUUUUGUCUCUUGAUUUUGCACCUUUUUUGUUUUUUUCAUCUUGUUCACUUUGAAUGUUCCCCAAGAUCACAGGUUACGUGAUCCCGCGCCUCCUUGGCGAUCAGGUGAUUGACAUGUCGGGCCUCCUGUUGCAUUCUGGGACGUUUGGUUAAUGAGGCUGCGCAACCUGUUUGUGUACAAAUAUAUUGUGUAAAUAGAAAGUGUGUGUAGUAAUGUAUAUAAAGAUAUGGAGAGUGCGGUGUUGCCAAGAUGACACGGAACCUUUCUGCCUACACGUGACGCAAACUAUUCAUGUCAUUCUCACACGUGUUACAAAGUAACGUGUGUGAGAAGAGUUGGUUACCAAGAAAAUGGUCAGACUUCAAAGAAAAUUCCCCUAUUUCACUUUCGGCGUAUCUAUGUAUUUGACUCAUUUUCGCUUUGCCUGUAAAAAAACAACACGGCUGUCUGUCAAAUAAAUAUUAGGAUUGGAA